AGUGAGUCUCUUAGUAGGAGCACUGAUAUACAGAAUAGCUUGUUAGUUGUGUGUACUAUUAAGGGGAUGGAUGAUGUUCCUUUGGUCACUGAGGACACUCCAGUGGCAGAGGAGGGAAGGACCCGAGUGAUGACGUGGAAUGACUACUCGAGCAUUCUAGUGCUACUCUUAGAUAGGAGAGUAGAACUUACCAGUAAGUGAGGUAGUAAAUAGUAUGGGCAGUAAGUAGUAUGGAAUGGGAGGGAGAGAGUAUCAAGUCAGUAGGAUCCAACAAGAUAGUAGAGAGAAGAAAGAAAGAAAGAAAGGAAAGGAAAGGAAAAGGAGGAGGAGAAGAAGAAGAAGAAGAAUGAAAAAGGGAAGGAAGAAAAGGGAGGAAGGGAAAGGGCAGGUGACAUGGAUGGGCCAACCCAGAAAUGGGGAGAACAAGAAGAAGAGGGAAGGAGCGGUUCACUUUGCUCUCACUUGCUACUUUGGGAUGUGUCUUUGUCAGUUACUACUUAAGUUACCUGACGUAUACCAUACCAUCGUGUUCCUUACCUGAUACAUCCCCAUUAUUCCAUCCAUACCAUAACAUACAUGAUGUAGAUAGAUACAUACG
This is a messenger RNA of Aspergillus costaricaensis CBS 115574, 598 nucleotides long. RefSeq lists its product as uncharacterized. The coding region runs from base 236 to 541 and encodes 101 amino acids. The record is from RefSeq and is a predicted model, not a curated record. The transcript has a single exon. Lineage: Eukaryota; Fungi; Ascomycota; Eurotiomycetes; Eurotiales; Aspergillaceae.